This is a messenger RNA of Melanotaenia boesemani (Boeseman's rainbowfish), 2697 nucleotides long. It is a transcript of the gene ccdc149a, whose product is annotated as coiled-coil domain containing 149a. The coding region runs from base 187 to 1884 and encodes 565 amino acids. The transcript has 13 exons. The record is from RefSeq and is a predicted model, not a curated record. Lineage: Eukaryota; Metazoa; Chordata; Actinopteri; Atheriniformes; Melanotaeniidae.
CAAAGAUUUUUUAAUUCUUUUCUGUUGCAAUUAUUUUUUUAUUGUUUUACCGGAAAUUGCUUAAUUUUGACAGCAGCGGUUAACAAAAAGUGACGCAUGACAAACAAACGGAGGAGGCGAGACAGCCUAUUUCAGCGUGUAUCCUGACAAUUCUGUCUCGUCUAUAUAUUUUAUUUUUGUAUAGUUAUGCAGUCUUCCAAAAGGAGUGAGAGUGACUGGCAGGGACUAGUCAGCGAGUUCCUGAUAUGUAAACGCAAGCUGGAGAGUAAGAAGGAGGCGCUUCUUAUCCUGUCCAAAGAGCUGGAUACCUGUCAGCAGGAGAGAGACCAGUACAAGCUGAUGGCCAACCAGCUGCGAGAGCGUCACCAGGGUCUCAAGAAGAAGUACAGAGAACUCAUUGAUGGUGAUCCAUCUUUGCCACCAGAAAAGCGUAAUCAAGUGAACCUGGCUCAACUAUUGAGGGACUCAAGGGAACGAGUGAAACAACUCACUGAGGAGGUGAAGGACCUCACUCAGAGGCUUGCAGAGGCUCAGGGAGACAACAAGUUGCUGAGGAUGACUAUUACUCGACAGAGGCUGGGGGAUGAAGAAGUGGGGGUGCGUCACUUCCCCGCUCAUGAGCGUGAGGAUCUGGUUUGCCAGCUAGAGAGAGCAGGGCUUCAGAUGGAAGAGAUGGAACAUGCCAUAAAGGCGCUGACAGACGAGCUGCAGGACGUGAAGGCAGAACGCAGCGUGUUCAGGGAGAAGUCUGACCGACUAAAUGUUGAGCUGAACCACAUUUUGGGGAACCAUGACACACGAAUCAUUGAUGUGGAUGCCCUUUGCAUGGAAAACAGGUAUUUGCAUGACCGUCUCACACAACUGCAGGAGGAGGUGAAUCUGCUGAAAUCAAACAUUAUGAAGUACAAGACAGCCCUUGAGAGGAGAAAAAACUCCAGCACAUAUGGGAAAUCAAACAACACUCCCCUUACCGGAGUGCUCUCAGCCAAACAAGUCCAGGAGAUGCUUCUGGAGGAGCAGGGCUGCAGCUUACCAGCCACUCCUCAGUCCAUUUCUGACCUCAAGUCCCUGGCCACAGCCCUCCUAGAGACGAUCCAUGAGAAAAAUCUUGUCAUCCAGCACCAAAGGCAUACCAACAGGAUCCUGGGAAACAGAGUUGCAGAUUUGGAAAGGAAGCUGAAGACUUUGGAGGUCUCAGGGUUAUGGAGCCUACCAGGCUUGACCUACCGCGUAUCGGUGGGAAUUGGGAGAGCACGAGACAAUAUAACACUGAAUGAAAACCUUCAGCCAGAGCUUCAUCCAACACCCGUCACAUUUCAGUCAAAUACACAACCCAGACAGCAGCCAUCCAAAGACGACAGAAGUUUGCAUGAAUCAUCUUGGGACUGGCAAACCGCUGGCAAUGACCUUGGCACAGAUGGCGUCAGCAGGGAGGACGCACCUGCACCGCUCAACAGCCUGGAUCCUCUUGAGGAGGUGGAGACGAAUGGGAUUGACAGGAGAGAAAUUGUGACCCUGACGGACAAUCCAGAGCUGGAGGAUGGGCGUAGUCCGGUGGAAGAGGCAGGACGAGAGGUAGAAGGAGCUGAUGAUGAAGAGCUGGGUUCCACGGUGGAGGAAGGAGAAGAAGCAGCUCUGGCGCUUGAUGUCCCUCCCACAGAGUCAGACCUUCAGUGGCUUUCAAUUGAACAAUCCUCUGUCAGUCAUCCAGAGGUGGGUCAUCGUCCCUGCAAGGACAGUGGCUCUAAUGAUGAGCGUGAACACGAAGAAGCGUCAAUAUCAAUUCCAAAGAGCGAGGCUAUGGAGGGGUCGAAUUCAGCCGAUUGGGACAUUCACUGUCCAUCUGCACAGAGCGACACCUGUCAGAGUGACAAUUUGGUAUGAUUUCACAUCAUAGAAAGAUUUGAAAGCUUACUUAAAUCCUUGUCGCUGUUAUUGAUGAAAGCAUUAAUCAUUCCUAGUUGCAUUCCCACAGCAUAGGCUCUGCUCAUUAGCUGCCUUCCUUGCCAAGCAGCUCUCUCUUAGUCAAUAAAACAGAGAAAACACUUUUUCAGCUGCUGCUGACAAAGCCAGAGGUGCACAAUCUAGACAAGCUUGUUGCUGCACGGUAGCAGAAAAUCUUCAAAUCAAUAGAGUUGCAAACUUCAUGCCCUACAGGAAGAACUUAACUAGCAGAAUAACAAAUAUGGCAGCAGCAACUCAUGCCACAUAUUCCCUUUCUUUCUUCCCCCUGCGAAAAGAUAAUCCCAGUUGUUUACUUUUUAAAGUUACUACUGAAUGCCAUUAAACUCUAUGCUGAAUCUUAGUUGGAAUAUUAGAGUGAUUCCAGAUUGGUAUACCAAAACUUUGAAUGAAUGUGUUGUACAUAUUUGUAUAUUAAAAUGCCACUGAUUGUUUUUUAUGUUAAUCUGGAGGUAAAGAUCCAAACUUAUUAUUCCAAAAUUACUUUUAUCUGUCAACAUUCGCCCAUUAAAUGUGACUACUUGUGCCUUAUAUGUCAGAAUACUUAAUAUUUGUAAAUUUAGAUGCAAAAAUCUACAGUAAAACAUUGCUGGUUGUUAUUUUUCUUCCUGUGAAGGGUAUUUAUUUUGACACUCACACAAGUUUGAUUUUUUGACUUCAGUUAUUCCCUGUCAAACAAUGGUGUAGUUCAACUUAUCUGAGGAAAAAUAUAUAUAAAUUCAACACAAAAAGUGA